CUGGGAUUUUGUAAAAUUCCACACUGCCUGACAAGCACAUGACCUGAGAUUGUACAUAUAUAUAAAUGUGAAACGAGCAGCAUGGACAGACCAGGAGGGGCGACGAAGCUGAUGAUUAGGGAGACCAGGACGACGACUGCAACCUCAGGAUGGACACACGCGUGCUGCUGGUGAUGCUCGCUGCCACCGUCCUGCUUGUGCAUGAAACACAUGGCCUGGGUAUGGGCGACCUCAGAGACUGCAUGUGCCAGAAAUACGAAACCAGAUUCAUCCCGGCGUGGAGACUGAGGAGAGUGCAAAUCCUUCCCAGGGGACCCCACUGUUUCAUCACAGAAGUGAUAGCUACCUUGGUAAAAGGUGAGAAGGUCUGCUUGAAUCCCAGUGCCCUGUGGGUGAAAAGGCUCGUACAGAAGUUCUGGGAGAAGCAGAAACUGAGACAAACCUGAGACCCCAAGUUUAAAGUGAUCAACUGGGAGAAGCAUGGAGGUAUGAGGGGUUGAGAAGGAGCAGAUGAAUAACCCAAUGGACCCCCCCCCUCC
Molecule: messenger RNA, 539 nt
Organism: Brienomyrus brachyistius
Lineage: Eukaryota; Metazoa; Chordata; Actinopteri; Osteoglossiformes; Mormyridae
Product: permeability factor 2-like
Exons: 4
Coding region: 150-446 (98 amino acids)
Biological process (GO): neutrophil chemotaxis; inflammatory response; antimicrobial humoral immune response mediated by antimicrobial peptide
Cellular component (GO): extracellular region
Molecular function (GO): chemokine activity; CXCR chemokine receptor binding
Source: RefSeq, a predicted model, not a curated record